UGUAGAGUCUUUAUCUUACAAUUUAAAACACCUUGAGGCAACUGUUGUUGUGAUUUGGUGCUAUGUAAAUAAAACUGAAUUGAAUUGGUGCCCUGAACCAAACCAUGUGCACACAGACACCAAGAAUCACUGCAAACAUGGGACGUGCAGGGCCAGAGUCAAUGAUUUUGACUUUGAUAGGACACUGAUAGAGGUCCACAGCCAUUACAUCACCAGGUCUGAGGUCACCAUGGAACUCAGGUAGGACGGGGCAUUUGGCAGCUGAUAUAAAAUUACUCAGUUCUCUUAUAAGGAAGCGCUGAUUAUGAUGACAACAGUCAAACAGGCAUUGAUGAAGGAGUUCAAAAUGUAAACAGAUAAGCUCAUUGUAGAGGAAAAAGUUGUUCCACUUCACACUGGCAGGGAUCUGGAUCCACACAUGACAGCUGCUCCAGAAUGAAAAGGUCCAAUUUUACCUGUUGCACAAUUUCAGGAUGGUUCUUGAUUUCAACAGGUUCAACAAACUAGCCCACUCCAAGGAAAGGCUCUGCAUUGUGGUACAUUCCCAGAAUGUUCCCUUAAAAUGUUUCAAUCUCAUCUGUAUUCAUCGACCUGCUGAACUGUGCUUGUUCAGGAAAUUGUUGAGAAAUUUUACUUUUUUUUUUUGUCUGAUAAGCACUAAUGUGACAAACGCUUGACCCUGACAUGAACGGCAGGCCCAUCCUGCCACCUGUUACUUGCCACGGAAAAAAGAGCUAGCCAAGGUCGUUACUAAUGGCGGCUCAUUUGUGAAGGCGCACACUCCCACACGUGUACUUCAGUCAGCUCUCAGAGCAGAAACCAGCUGAGCCAGAAUAAGAAUCAACACGACAUGGAAAAGAUUUAAAGGCACUUCUGAAGCAAUCACCGAGUCGCUUGCAGAGAUGCAGUCCGUGCUGUAAAAAGCACCAACUUAUCUUCUCUGACAUCCUCUAACGUCACUUACAUGCAGCAUACAUUUGCUAUAUGUCAAGUUGACUUUACUGUCACAUUCAUGUGAAACUACAUAGGUCGUGCUGCAGGUGCACACUCAGUCCACACGGAGGCACAAACACAAAGUUUCAUGACGGGGUCUCCACAAGAGAUUACUGUGCGUCACGUUACCGUGACGUCAUUCAUUUUGCAUCAGGCCAACCUGGCAUCAGAGGCGACUGCACUGUCCACAUGUGCUGUAAUCAGAUGCUGCCCCCUCCUGUGCCUAUAAGCGUGUGGAUAAAGACAGAAGGAAUACUGCACCUAACGAUCUCAUUCCACGUUCACGGCACCGGAGUCCCGGUGGAAAGCUGUGAGGAGGCGUUUGCUCCAGACAAACAUAAAGUGGAGGGAUUUACAAGCUGCAAACAUCGACUGAGCCAGAGCAGCAUUUUCACACGUUUUCACAGAAUAUGCUAUAAAUAACUCGAGGCUCUACAGGUUGGUGUGUUGGAUGCUGAGUGGCUGCAGGCGGCAGGUUGAGGAGGGGCUGGAUGCUGUGGGCUCCAGUGAUUGUUUUCCUCCUUUCUUGCGCUUCCAUUGAUCAGUAAAGCGAGGAAGGCGGAUCCUCUGACGUCGCCGUCAAGCUGCUCGGCUGCGUCAGAGUCCUGCUGAACCAAGGAAGAAGGAACCAAGAAAUAAAAGGAGAGCGCUUCGGAAAGGCCGAGCAGAGCGCACGGAGCGUGACGGGGACAUACAGACGCGUCGUGAAGAACACCGCGGACAUGGAGGGCUGCACGGAGGAAGAAUACAAGGAAAAAUUACUAUGGAACGUCAAACGAGAGGUGAAGCAGAUUAUGGAGGAAGCAGUGACUAAGAAGUUUGUCCACGAAGACAGCAGCCACAUCAUCGCUCUCUGCACUGCCAUCGAGGCCUGCCUGGGUCACCUGCUGAAGAGACGAGCUGCUGGGUUUCUCCGCAGCGACAAGAUCGCAGCCCUCUUCACCAAGGUCGGCAAAGUCUGCGACACCGCCGGCGAGGUUUGCCGUAAAGUGCAAGAGCAGCUCCAGCAGCAGGCUGAUCUUACCAGGAGAACCCAGAGCGUGGGCCACGAACCCCUGAGGAGACAAGGCUCUUCCACCACCAGCCGGCCCCCUCAGCCCCUCUCCGCCCAGGCCAUCAAACACAUCUGGGUCCGCACGGCUCUCUUCGAGAAAGUUCUGGACAAGAUUGUGCAGUACAUUGUGGACAACUGCAGUAAAUACUAUGAGAGGGAAGCUCUGAUGCAUGACUCAGUCUUUGGGCCCAUCUUGGCAGCCCUACUAGUGGGGCCGUGUGCUCUGGAGUACACAAAGCUGAAGACUUCGGAUCAUUUCUGGACAGACCCCUCAGCCAAUGAGCUGGUUCAGCGCCAUCGUAUUCACGGGGCCCACCGGGGCCAGGACGUCUUAGCCGGCCGCCGGCCUGCUCUGGGGAUCCGCAAAAGGCAGUCGAGCGGCAGCAUGUCAGAGGACAGGUUUGCUGCAUCAGCGAGGGAGUAUGUGGAGUCUCUUCACCAAAACUCCAGAACGCACCUGCUCUAUGGCAAAAAUAAUGUCCUUGUGCAACCGAAGAAGGACAUGGAGGUUUUACGGGGUUACUUGUCUCUCCAUCAAGCGGGGGAUAAUCUCACGCUGAAGUGGACACCCAAUCAGCUCAUCAAUGGCACACUGGGAGACUGCGACCUGGAGAAAAGUAUCUACUGGGAUUACGCACUAACUGUUCCUCUGCGCCAGAUAGUAUGCAUCCACUGUCACCAACGCUCUGACUGUGGGGGGACACUUGUUCUGGUCAGUCAGGAUGGGAUCCAGCGGCCACCCCUGCACUUUCCCCCUGGUGGUCACCUGCUGGCCUUUCUCUCCUGUCUGGAAACGGGCCUGUUACCACGGGGCCAGUUGGAGCCGCCUCUCUGGUCUCAAAAAGGAAAGGGAAAAGUAUUCCCUAAACUGAGGAAGAGGAGUAGUGCCGCCAGGCUUAUCGACCAGGAAGCCAACGGCGAGGAGCAGUCGGCCGCCGACUACGUGUUUCGCAUCGUCUACCCUGGAUAUCGAUACGAAGCCAUCACUAUAAACUACCACCACACCACGGGCAGCCGCGCUCCAUCGCUGGAUGAUGACGAGGAAGAGGAAGAUAGGCUCCAUGCUAUGAUCUCAAUGAUCUGCUCGCGGAACCUCACAGACCCUAAUGUCAUGAAAGACCACGGGGACAUGAUGGACACGCAGGGCUUCGGAGGCAGCCCGUCGUCGUGGCAACAGGCUGAAGUCACCACUCACGAGUCCCUGUGCCAGUCCUGCUCCACCGCUGGCAGCAACGUGUCCUUUGACUACGCGUCUGGCUGUACCUGCGUACACGACCCGUCAGAUAUUCACACUAUUCCUCUGAAGAUGCUCUGCCAGAACAUGAAGCGGCAGAUAGUCUCCAGAGCCUUCUAUGGAUGGCUGGCAUACUGUCGACACCUGUCCACAGUGCGGACUCACCUGUCAGCUCUGGUCAACCACAACAUCGUCCCCCCAGACAGACCCUGCGAGGCAUCCGGGGGCCUCAGCAAAGAGGUGUGGAGCAAGUACCAGAAAGACUGCAAGAACUACAAGGAGCUGGAGCUGCUCCGGCUGGUUUAUUACGGUGGAGUGCAGCAUGAAAUCAGAAAGGAGGUGUGGCCUUUCCUUCUGGGACACUACAAGUUUGGCAUGAGCAAAAAGGACAUGAGCAAGAUCGAUGCAAAGAUCAGCGAGCGGUACCAGCAGGUGAUGCGGGAGUGGAAGGCCUGUGAGGUGAUCGUCAAGCAGCGGGAGAAGGAGAUGCAGUCGGCCAUCUUUGCCAAGCUCUCCUCGGGCAGCAGCAUCGACAGCCACGUCCUGCGGCUCGUCCACAGAGACUCCACGCUCAGCAAUGAGGUGUUCAUGUCUGUAGAUGAGCAGGAUGCAGGAAGCCAGGAGACCCCCAGCGGAGAGGACAGCACUCCCACAAUGACCAACCUGGUGCCCCCCGUGGCCCUCCCACAAGAAGAGCGUCCUCUGGUAGAAUUCGAUUCCCCCGACUCAGGGCUCCCCUCCUCUAGAAACUACUCUGUGACCUCUGCUCACUCCCAGAUCCUGUCUAGUAUCGAUGACGGUCAGAGCACAGAGGAGGAGGGUGGGGGCGCGGAGGACGGCAGGACUCCCAGUGAGCUGGCGGGGUGCCGGGACUCUCUGACGGAAGACAGGCUGUGCAGUCAGCUGGACAAACUGGUGACCAGUGGAGCAGCUGCUGAGGGGACGUCACCAUCGCUCUCUUCCUAUACAAUCGAGUUGUUGGACACGGUCGCCCUCAACCUCCACAGAAUAGACAAAGACGUCCAGCGCUGUGAUCGCAACUACUAUUAUUUCACCACGAGCAACCUGGAGAAACUCCGCAACAUCAUGUGCAGCUAUGUGUGGGAGCAUUUAGAGAUGGGCUACGUUCAGGGCAUGUGUGACCUCCUCGCUCCGCUCAUGGUCAUCCUGGAUGAUGAGUGCCUGGCGUACAGCUGUUUCACUCAGCUGAUGAAGAGGAUGAGUCAGAACUUCCCUAAUGGUGGAGCCAUGGACUCGCACUUUGCCAACAUGAGGUCACUGAUCCAGAUCCUGGACUCGGAGCUGUUCGAGCUGAUGCAGCAGAACGGAGAUUACACUCACUUCUACUUCUGUUACCGGUGGUUCCUGUUGGACUUCAAGAGAGAGCUGCUGUACGACGACGUGUUUGCGGUGUGGGAGGUGAUCUGGGUGGCUCCCAGGAUUUCCUCGCAGCACUUUGUCCUCUUCCUGGCCUUGGCGCUGGUCACAGUUUACCGUGAGAUCAUCGUGGACAACAACAUGGACUUCACCGACAUCAUUAAAUUCUUUAAUGAAAUGGCUGAGCGGCACGAUGUCCAGCAUAUCCUGAAGGUAGCACGUGAGCUGGUGCACAAAGUCCAGUCUCUGAUGGACAACAAGUAACUGUGAUGAAGAAGGCAGAAAGAGGAAUGGGAGGAUGCAGAGGGAGAGUGUCUGACCCUGCUGGAAACUAGAGCACUUCCUGCCUCCACUUACCCAGGCCACAGCCGGGUGGUCGAGGCGUCCCUUUUCUCCAGAUGAAGGCCCCGGGAAUGGGGCGGCUGUUCGAGCUCGGCCCCGAUCUGUUUACAUUGCCCUUCACGUGGAAUGCCCAUGGUACCUGUUCGGACAUGUGGAUUUGUCUGCAUGCUUGUGAGUUUGAUCACACUGUGAACGCAUUCUUGAGUUUCCCCAGUCCUACAGAGUUUGCGUGCGUGCAUGAAACACACACACACACACACUAUCACAACUCGGUUUUCUAAAGUCGCACUCUUUUCCUCGACUCUGAGACAGAACAUGUUGGAUGCCUGUCAGGAAAGCUGAGGCUCUCAGUGUUUGUGUUCCUCCGUGCAGUGCCAUCUUUGGCCACUAGAGUGCAGGAUGUACACACAGAGGAGCAGAAGACUUAGCCACGAAGACGUUUUCAUUAGUGACCAAAUGGACUGUGCCAACGACCUUUUCAUGAGUGUUUUCUACAAGCAUGUGUGUUUUUACCCCCUUUUCUUUUUGUCUGCAAAGUCAUUAUCACACAAAUGUUGCCUUUUUCAGUAACAGCCCAAGGUACUUACUUGCACUUUGUUGUGAGGGGGUCCUUCGCGGUCCCCGUGAAGGCCACGCCACAGUCUGUGGGGGCCGGAGGAGCCUGCGAGAGGCCAGACCGUUUAGAAACUCAGGAUGAAUUGCAGCCAGCUUUUCUGAACAUGUCGGUCAGCGUUUGAAGCAUGUUUACUCCCAGAGCACAACAGGAAACGCAAGAGCACACGAGCCUUCCUCCUUAUCCUCGCAAUUUUAAAAGGGCCACAGCUACGUUUGAGAGCUGCACCUCAACUUAUCUCAAUCAGUUUCAGCUUGAGUUUAAAUAGUUUUUAGCUCUUUUUGUGGCUGCUCAUCAAUUUCAGGGAGCCAAAAGUUUCCGGCACAACAUCACCUACAUCCAAGGUGAGCAGGAGAAAGGUGGUGAAGAAUCCAGCGACACUUGAAACACUAGGAAACGACUUUACGUGUCGGCGUCAUUACAAAAUACCAAACAGUUUGUGUUUGCUAUUUCUGGCUUCGCCGAGCCUACAAAGACUGACUGAGUUUUCAAAGGCAGACUAAGAAGACAAAAUGAUCUAAUUAGGAUUAGUUGAAUUAAAAUUUAAAAACUGAUUUAUCUAGCAGUGUUUGGAUAUUUUUAUGAAAAGAAUGAAAAUCACUUCCUUGAAGGAAAUCUCAAACAGCUGGACUGUAGUUUAGCAGACGUCACAAUAAGAUCAUAGAAUCGAGUUAGUGUUGUAGGCCUGUUUGUUCAUAACUUACAGCUUUUUCCAGCUGUUUAAAAACAGUAUUUAACAGUUAGUCAGAAACAUGGUUCCCCCUCCCCGAGACUUAAAAGGAAGUUCUUGUCUGAUUGUUGGGGAUCUCUCGCUAAUCUCUGCCUUGCUAUUAAAUCACACUGAGACAACUGACAAGUAGUUGAGCUAAUUUUGUGAUAUACUUCCUGGAGUAUAAUUAUUUCAGAUAAUCUUUGAUUAACAUUUAAAUUUGCAUGAUCCUUAACUAUCACACAACAGAGCUGAACUAUAGUGUGAAAGCUCCAAUAACCAGCUACAAGUAAAUCCAUUUAACUUCAUAGAAAAUGUCCGUUUCAGAUCGAUCUGUGUUGAAAUGUUGUUGAAAUUUGGAGAAGCUGCAGGAAAUAGAAGCACACAUUAUUAGGCAUUCCCUGGGAAAAAACGAACCAGAUCGAGUAUAUGGGAUAGAACGGGAGACACGAGGAUGCAGGAUGUGGUCAGUGCUUGUUUGACUUUUCGCAGCAAAGAAUAUUCUUGGGAAACAUAGACCAUCCUUUCAGUAAUUUCCUUUGAAACAUGCACGCUGACCUGAAGGCACCACGAAGACUGUUCAACUUCCUUUUGCAUUCAGAAGCACUGUCCAGAGAAGUGGUUGCAAUUGUCCCUGUGAAGCCGAAGUCCAGCCUCUGAGACUCGGACUGGGUUUGUCUUUACAGUCCCAGGUUUAGAGAAAAAACAACAGAAACCUGAGAAGCUGCUUUUAAUGCCAUCACUAGUGUUCAGUGGAUCAGUAUUACAGUGUGUUGGUGUUGGCUUCAGAGUAACAGCACAUUCACGUUUGUAUCUGAAGGGAGUCGGAUGCUUUUUUGACACCCUCCCUGCUCUCCCUUCUUCUCAGUGUGACCCUUUAUCGCUCCUUAAACCGUCCAACGCGACCGCGUACGAUCGGUCGUCCGACACGGACCUGCACCUGUGAUUCAAGUGCCAAGAGUCUUCCCCGAUCCUAACGUGUACUGUAGUCAUCCUGCUCUCCGAUUCGCUAGUUUGAACCCAGGAACAGGCCGUGGCAUUGGAUGGACCUCGCUACGGCCGCUCCUCCCCGCCGCCGCGGAGGCUCGGAGGGGGAAACGGUCCGUGCUUUUUCUUCCGAUCAGGACGUUGUGUACCAAAGCCUUGAAACAGCCCCCUCUGUGGCAUGACGACAACGUGCAAUUUCAUACUGCAUCUUGAAGACUGACUGUUUACUAUUUGUGUAAAAUAUUUUUGGAAAUGGUGUUCUUGAAUUCUUUCACUACUGUGCAAUUUCUGUCAUUUGAGAAACCCAUCAAAGUCUAUACUGCUGUACAUAUGAACCAAAAGCCCAAUAUUUCUAUGAAGACAGACACAACAUAUAUACAAAUACACAUAUAACUUAUUUUGAGAUCUAUUUUUAUGUUGGUUUUAGCAGCACUAGCCAGAGGUGUGUACUGUGCAGAAAUGCAGAAUGUGUGCAGACCAUGUUACAGAUUGACUGUUAAGUGUUCUCUCUUAAUGUUGUGCACUGACUUCGAGAUUUCAAAUUUCUAUUUAUGUAGGGAGCCAACGACUGCAUUGCUGAAUAUGUAUUGGUAAGGGUGUAUCAUUUGCCUUGAAUGUAAUGUAUUAUUA
Molecule: messenger RNA, 7939 nt
Organism: Pelmatolapia mariae (spotted tilapia)
Lineage: Eukaryota; Metazoa; Chordata; Actinopteri; Cichliformes; Cichlidae
Gene: sgsm2
Product: small G protein signaling modulator 2
Exons: 24
Coding region: 1716-4922 (1068 amino acids)
Biological process (GO): activation of GTPase activity
Molecular function (GO): GTPase activator activity
Source: RefSeq, a predicted model, not a curated record